AUGUCACUUGUGUACGAUUCGGCAGAUCCUGAGCUGCCGAAUUUGCCAGAGUCCGCCCAUUGGUCGGACUCGGACUAUCCGAGUGACGACGGAUCUGGGCCCAGCGCAGAGUCCGUGCCGUUUUCGAGCGGGACGGACCAGCUAGACAUCACUCAGAAGUCGGACAGCGACUCUCCUCCCGCGGUCUCGCAGCCCACUCAGGAACACCAGAAGGCCGCAGGCCCGCAUGUAAAGGUGCCAAAGAGCAGCUACAGACGCAAACACAAGGCCAGGUCGCGCAAAUACGCCGGCAGCGGCACAAAAAAGGAACGCACUGGCUGGGAGCCAGGAAUCGAUGUCCGGACAACAAACGUGGUCAUGAACACGCCCGGGUCGUGGGUCGUGGUGACAGACUACUCGCCGGACAGAUACAGAGUGACGCACUACGAGGUUGUCUCCGAAACAGGCGCCGACGACGACGCUCUGGAUCUCCAGCUGUUGUACGCUGAGGGCGGCCAUGAGCUCGAUCCGCAGGCCGUGGAGGCGCAAUUGAAGGAGUACAGAAAGCGCGCGGCGCAGACGCAGCUGGCGUUUGAGCGCGGAGUCAAAACCCGGCCUCUGUGGUCGCACGUCAGAUGGAUCAACGUCAACGGGCUCUCGUGGGAGGCCAUUUCGACGAUAGGCAAGCACUACAACCUGCACAGACUGUCCAUUGAGGACAUGAUUGACAUUCCGCAGCGAACGAAGGUCGACUUGUACCCGAACCACCUGUUUACCGUGCUUCCUCUGAUCAAGGUGGUCAGAACGAACCGUCCGCGAGAUGCCGCUGGAAACCGCCACGCGUCGGCUGACGACUCGAAAUCGCUGAACUCAAGAGCCUCGUCUCUCAACACGGUGGACAUGACGCUUUCUGAGCGGAUCAGCGACGAGCGAAAGAUGCGAAAGCUGUCCGACCUCGAUUUCAGCUCUUUUGGCGAAGAGCGCAAGAAAAGCCGCAAGAUGCGCAACCUCGAGAUCCGCAGACCGCUGAAAAGCAAGGGUCUGGCUGUUGGAAUAGAACAGGUCUCGAUUUUCCUCACGGACGACAACACGGUAAUCACAUUUUUUGAGCAUUCGGCAGGCGACAUCACCAGGGCCAUUCUGGCCCGGCUGGCGGCCAGGGACACGCUGCUGCGCACCAGCGACGAGGCGUCGAUCCUCCUCCACUCCAUUCUCGACGCAAUAGUCGACCUCGUCUACCCCGUGACGUCCGCCUACGGCCAACGCUUGAACGAGAUCGAGCUGGACAUUCUCACGAACCCGACCAUCUCGCACACGCAGGAACUGCAUCUAAUGAUCAACGAGCUGGCCAACCUCAAGUCGCGCAUCACGCCCGCCUGCAACCUCAUCCACCAGAUGCGAGAGGUGACCAAUUUCCGCAAGUUCAUGUCCGAAAACAGCGUUCUGUACAUGAACGAUAUAUACGACCAUCUGGUGUCGUACGUGGACGACAUCGAGUCGAUGUCGCGGACGAUCGAGAACCUGGUGAACCUGAUCUUCAACACGCUGUCGGUGGAGACCAACAACUCCAUGAAACAGCUGUCUCUGGUGACGGUUGUCUUCCUUCCGCUGAGCUUCUGGGCAGGAUACUUUGGCAUGAAUUUCGAGAAGUUCGGCAACCUGAAGGAAGGAGUCGGGUUCUACUGGAAGGUGACCAUUCCGUUCACGUGCGUGCUGAUUCUACUGGUGAUGUGGCGCGACAUCUUCAAGAAAGCGAAUUAUUCAAGAAAGUACGUUGCACGCAUAAUGGCCGACAUCGCCAUAGAGAGAGCAGAAAAAGAGCGGAAGCUACGGCGCAGGAAAAGCCUGGCUUAG
Messenger RNA from Ogataea haglerorum, 1833 nucleotides. RefSeq lists its product as uncharacterized. Lineage: Eukaryota; Fungi; Ascomycota; Pichiomycetes; Pichiales; Pichiaceae. Bases 1 to 1833 code for a protein of 610 amino acids. Gene Ontology annotation, molecular function: cobalt ion binding; magnesium ion transmembrane transporter activity; magnesium ion binding. The record is from RefSeq and is a predicted model, not a curated record. Gene Ontology annotation, biological process: metal ion transport; transmembrane transport. Gene Ontology annotation, cellular component: membrane. The transcript has a single exon.